ACCGGGCAAUGACAAACCUAAGGUCUCACCGCAAGCCAGGCCCCAAUCCAGGCCAACCCGGGGUUUUAACCACACCCUGGGGCCAGCCUCCCCCACCCCAGGGCGGGGAGCGGGUGCAUUUCCGCCAGCUACAGGUACCUCGCAGGGGGCGGGCUGGGCCGGUUGCAGGAGCGGCGGCCGGGCUGCGCAUUGCCAGCUGCUUGCAAAGCCGGGAUAAUGAGCCUGAACUCGACGUCCCGCUCCCUGCUGGCCCCCUGCGUGCCUCUCGGGGACCAGCCAAACGCAUCUGCCGUGGUGAAGCUGAACGUGGGGGGCGAGCUCUUCACCACUACUGUGGGCACCCUGAGAAAAAUUCCGGGUUCAAAGCUGGCAGGUAUGUUCUGCACCUUAGCCAAGGCCUCCCCCAGUAAGGAUGAGGAGGGCCGAUUCUUCAUCGAUCGCCCCGGCACCUAUUUCGGAGCCAUCCUGGACUACCUGCGCAGCGGGCAGAUGCCCAAGCAGCACAUCCCCGAGGUGUACCGUGAGGCUCAGUUCUUCGAAAUCACGCCUUUAGUCAAGCUGCUGGAGGACACGCCGCAGAUCUUUGGUGAGCAGGUGGCUCGGAAGCAGUUCUUGUUGCGGGUGCCAAGUUACAGCGAGAACCUGGAGCUCAUGGUGCGCCUGGCGCGUGCCGAGGCCAUGGCCGCGCGUCACUCCAACGUGCUGGUGUGUGUGGUGCACACGGAAGGGGAUGCGGCACACUGCGAGGAAUCCCUGCGAGUCCUGGAGGCGACCAAGAGGUUGGUCGUCAAAUUCGGGCCUUGGAAGGCGUCUCCGGUCAUCAGGGACCUCUUGGACUCCGUGAAGAUGGACAUUGAGGCUCAGGGGUACCAGGUAGCCUAUGACUACUGCUCCAAGAAGACAUUUCAGCCUAAGGCAAAUGCCCACGAAUACUUCUAUACGUUCCGAUUCACCUGGUGGUGAUUCUCAGGGGGCGGGGCUGUUUAUUAUGGGCUCUGGUGGGGCUUAUGAAAUUAAAAGUUGCCUUCAAAGAUCAUCUUUAAUUUCAAAAAUAAACAACUUCCAAGGUGGUCUGCAAA
Messenger RNA from Myotis lucifugus (little brown bat), 1079 nucleotides. RefSeq names its product potassium channel tetramerization domain containing 14 (gene KCTD14). NCBI's taxonomy places the organism in Eukaryota, Metazoa, Chordata, Mammalia, Chiroptera, Vespertilionidae. Gene Ontology annotation, molecular function: protein binding. The transcript has 2 exons. The record is from RefSeq and is a predicted model, not a curated record. The coding region runs from base 217 to 963 and encodes 248 amino acids. Gene Ontology annotation, biological process: protein homooligomerization.